This is a messenger RNA of Lytechinus pictus (painted urchin), 5530 nucleotides long. RefSeq lists its product as uncharacterized. The record is from RefSeq and is a predicted model, not a curated record. NCBI's taxonomy places the organism in Eukaryota, Metazoa, Echinodermata, Echinoidea, Temnopleuroida, Toxopneustidae. Bases 1226 to 3649 code for a protein of 807 amino acids. The transcript has 15 exons.
UUUGGUCUGGUUGAUCAAGAGAUAAUCUAUAAGAUAAAAUAGAUCAGCCCAAACUAAAAUACAUUACGGAACUUUUCACGGUUUUCUUGUUUUGCAUAUCAAUUAUUUGUUAAUAAUUUUCAUCACGUCAAUUUGUUGUCCAAUACAACUUCAAAUCAAAAUAGAAAUUUGCAAAUAAUCACUAAAACAUUAAUAGCAAAUUUAUUUUUUGCACAUAUUGUUUUAUUUCAUACUUGGAUAAGGUUAACAGACCGUACACUGUGAACAUGGUGAACAAAACAAAUAUUUCCAUGACAACCGAAAACAGCAGACGAUCUUGUUAAUUUUUAACCACCCCGUUCUUGCUUUAAUCCGAUUAUAUCCUCUUAUCAUCUGACAAUCCUUGUAUCGAGAUAUCGAUACACUCAUGCCUUCAACGAUACAUGUAAUCAAUAUCGCUGAAUAAAAGAUUUCUUUUGUAGGAAACUGGGGAACAAUUGGCAAAUCUAUUUGGACAAUAUUUGCACAGAGUCAUCUCGUUUCUAGCCUUCCAAUAAAAAGGGAAAAAAUCCAUAUGCGAUCUAAAUUCAAACGGAGUUACACCGGUUGGAAAACUUACUUGACUAAAAUCGUAUCCCUGAAAUCACGUGUAAUAAGGAAUCAACCUUGAACAUAUCGCACAUUUUAGAUAUUCAUGCACACGUAUAUCUGGCGUUGUCAACAAACUUGGAUUGUUACUGCAGUAUUGAGAAAAUUCUGCGAUGAAUAUUGCAAUUCAGCCAGUUAAUAUUUUUCUCUGAAAUUUGUGAACAUGAUUAAUGAUCUGGAAAUCAGAAGCUUCGAAACUUUGUGUCAUAGAUGAUAUUGACAUACGAUCGAUUUACUGUUAUUAAUUGAUAUGAAAUUAACUCUUUAUCGCUUUUAUGAGCACAAAUUAAAGUUUGGUGAUUGGAUUUUGGACCUCAGAUGUAGCUUCGUGCGUGCCUUUUUUUUCUUGAUUGAAAAUGUUUUGAAGUAAAUGAUGCAUGUUCGGAUCAGUUAUUGAAGACUUUAAUUCCCCUCAAACCUACGAGCAACGAAUGUAUUCUUCAGGAAAUAUGUUUUCAUGACUAAAUAUUUUGUGAAUCGGGUAGACGAUAUGUGGAUGUACAAGGUAAUCACAUCACAAAUGAUUACAGGAAAGUAAAUGUUCUUCUAGAUUUGGGAGAAUCGGCAGGCAAUUAAAUUCAAGUAAAAUAGGCUAAUCAUGUCACCUGAGAAGGAAAAUGUUAACAAUGAUGGUUAUAGCGAAGACGUUCAAAAAAAGUUGGAAAUCAAACGACAUGCAUUGGCGGUUUUAUUCGGUGGGUCGAGCGUGCCCCUUUUGCCGGUGCUUGACGAAGAAAAAUCAUCAAAAUCAACUUCUGGGGCGAAAAAUGGACGAAAUACGAGUGGACACAGUCAGACACGUCAAGGAAACUCGACCAAGUCGCUAUCGAACUUCAUGCCCGAAAUCAAAGAGAGCCAUUCCGUCGCGGCUAAGAAUAAGAAUUCCUCAUUACAUAGACAGCCUUCCCAGGAAAGGAUUUCGAGAACAAGGUCGAGCUCGGAGACGAUGACGACCAGCGAGGAGGAAGAGACUCUUCGGGCAUUCACGAAGUCACGACGUGCGGUACGACGCAGGACGAGCGCGAGCCGUGGCUCAAGGGGAGCUGACGGGCUGAGAGACGACGAGGCUCCCCCGAUGAGGCCUUUGCUGAGGAGGCGGAGUACGAGGUUUAGCUGGUCGGAGCAGGACGGCGGCGAUGUCGGUGGGUCAUCGACUUCGCUGUUUGGUCGGAGGGGGUCAGUGAACACCAGGAUGUCAGACUGGAGGAGGAUAAGCUUACUCAUCAAACAAGAGGAAGAAUUGAAAGAAAUUCAAAAGAAGAAAGAGGCUAGAAAGAAGUUCAUUCAUGCAGCCAAACUCGUCAUUGUACUUUACCGGGUCUACAAGGUCAUUUUCAAAACUAAAAAGGAUAGUGAACGCAUUGAGCCACAUACGUUCACCAGCCUCGCGGAGGAAUACCAAUCUGACAACAUGAAGAUGUCCGGCCUUUCAUUUGACCGGAACUACUUCAAAGUCAAGAAAGAGGUUGGCAUCACACAAGAAGUCAAGCACAUUUUGAGCUCACCGAGUUACGUCAGAACAAAAGAUCAAUUAGGAGUGGCUUUGAUUGGAUUACAGACGAUGAAAUCAUUUGCCGAGUAUCCGCUUCAUAUGCAAGAAAAACUAGUCAAAGUUGCAUGGUAUGAAUUCAUUCCUCCUACACGGGUCAUCAUUAGACAGGGCCAUUAUGCAGAAAACUUUUAUUUCGUCAUUUGUGGUUCAGUUGUGGUAACCAUAUUAUCCAAUAACCCUGAUACGGGUGAAUCGAGUAUACGAACCGUAGCCGUGCUUCGUCGAGGGAGUAGCUUCGGUGAGAUCGCAAUCCUACACCACGGUAGACGUACGGCGACCGUGUCGAGUCAAGGACCGGUCCAUCUUCUAGCCAUCACACGAGAAGACUUCUUCGAUAUCUUCAUGAGAGGACAAGAGCCCGGACAGGAACCAGAACAUGUAAAGUUUUUAAGACAAAUCAACUUCAUGAAGUACUGGCCCAUCGAAAUUCUUAAACAGCAUCCGGAAAUGUGCCUUUUUCAUUUUUACAAACGUGGUCAGGUGAUAGUGAAUGACAGUGAAAAGUCGGAAUGGAUCUAUGUUGUAAAAUCGGGCACAUGUCAAGUCUUGAUGCAACUAAAGGCUGUCAAACCGAACCUACAUACAGGCAGAGAUUCAUUUGAAGAUGAAAGGCCAUCACGUCUACAAUCAACAGCUACCACUGAUAUUGAAGUGAAUUCUCGUUUAAGGAGUAAGACGCUGUCACUACCAGACAUCGAGCCACUCAAAGUCUCGUCUCCGAAGAGGGUCAUGCUUGGCCAACACACCAAAGCGGUAACACUACAGCACAUGGAUAUCCGAAGUCUUUCAGACACGCCUACUUUCCUCACUCGAUCAAAGACUCUUUCAGAGAGUGAAGAGGAUGAAAUGGACAACCUACCAAGUCACACAAUCACUCACAUGACAAACCAUGUGACUAAUCACAUGACUGCUUCCUUGCCAAACAUCGACAUGAGGAAAGGGGCCACGCCCUCUCAGCAGUCGUUUUCCCCGAGUACAUUUCGGGAUUUCUCGUCAUUGUCAUCAGGAAAAUCAAAACGAUCUGGCAGCAAGCGGGAAAAGAAAAGAAAAUCGGUAUCUCCUCCCAGCUUACCAAGUAUCAAUGUUUCAGCCGAUCCUAUUCGUAGGCGUAGAGCAUCCAUUCCUACCGAUAGGAAGGGAAUAUCUGUUUUCAUCCAGGUUGAGCUCCUACAUCCUAAGGAUUGCUUUGGUUUGUCAUCACUUGACUUUGAUUUUGGUUUUGAUUACAAGCAAUCGUCAGUCAGUCUGGUGAGUAGAGGGGCUGAAUGCAUCAUGGUCAAGAAAGAUUUCUUUAUGAAGCACGCCCCCAACGCUGUAAAACGGAACGUCCGAUCUCUGGUGUAUCCAUACCCGACGGCUGAGAAACUUCAAGAAAAUCUUCAAAGUCACACGAACUGGUCGACUUACAAAACAGAGACUCUGUCAGGAAUACUCAAUGAUCAAUCAAAAAUGAAAGACUUGAAGGCAUGAUGAUCAGUCAUUAAAAACAUGAAUUAUCGAUACAGGGUCAUAGUGUAUACAGUUUGAAGGACUGGUGCAAAAUUGGAACAUAGGUACACAUCUUUUAUUUUUUUCUUAUCAGAAGUAAUUUAUAACAUUUAGAGAUCUCCUGUCCCGAUUAUUAGAUCUAAUAUUUAAAAUAACUGACAAGGUUUCUCAACAACGUGUAGAAAAUGAGAAAAAUAUAAGAUGAUGGAAGCGUACUUCCAACCUCCAUUUAGGUCUUUUCUGAAAUAUUAUAUCAGAUCGAGGAACAAAUGAAGAUUCAAGUUCAAAUCUGGGGGGGGGGGUAACGUUUUUAUUGUAUUCAACUUAAAAUAAAUAGAUGUUUGAGCCAAUAAGAAUUUUAUAAUUCAUUAUUCCAUGCCCUCAAAGGUGGUGGCAGGGGGGACUCUUUUCAAGCAUUGAACAGAAAAUUAAAUAAAAAAGUGGUGGAAAGGGAAAAGAGGGAAAAGGGAAGAAAAAAAGGGUGCACAAAGGAGAGGUUUUGGUGGUGUAACUCUGAAGGAUCCCUGUAAUUCAAUUGUGGGAUAAAAAUGAAGUCAUCUUGACUUUCAAUCGUCUUGCCCCCCCCCCCCCUUCUGGUGCCUCACCUGUAUGGUCUUAUGAUCGAAUGAUGCGAAAGAUAUAGGCCUAACGCUUUUUUUAUAUCAUUAUUUAUGUCUAUUCUUAAGUAUCAGAAGUGAUGGAAGUGAUUUUAAUCAUCACUACCGGAAUUCACCGUUAGUGGCUUUCAAUAUAUUACCAAUUUUUAAAUUGAUUCUGCUUAAAUGAGCUAUGCUUAAAUAACCUGUGUUUGGAACAAAUUUAGCAAAAUCGUGCAGCAUUGGUUAUUUUUAUUCCUGCCGACAAAGUAGUCAAAAUAAUAUCCAAAGCAUCAAAACUCAAAUGACUCGAAGUUAUACAAGGAAUUGCAAGCUUGAAAUUGUUAAUAUUUUAAACACUAUUUAAUAAUAUGUCACUACAGAUGAUAUACAUUGAAUAAGUUAACAAGUUUGCUGGUAUAAAUACAAAUUAUCUUCAUUUAUAUACUCUUUCAAAAAAAAGUGCGAAUUUGAACUCUCUCGAAAAAGGGAUUCGAAAAAGAUUCUUUACGUAUAAAAAGAACUUGAAAAGUCUCAAAGUGGCUGUUUAUGGUAAAUUAGAACCCUUUAGGGAACAUGUAAAGGUUUUAAAUACGGGACUAGUAUAUAGAACCCUUUAAGAACCUUUUUUCUAAGAGUGUACAGUGUAAGAUACAGUACAAUAAUGGAAUAGCACCAUUAAUUAAAAGAGAGCAUCAAAAUAUUCACUCUCAGUUUGAGACAGCACUUUUACUUCGAAACAAUAAACACAACAUUAUCACAAAAUUUUAAAUUAAGAUUAAUAUAUCUCGACCAAUAAAGCUCAGUGUAUUGAAACAUAAUCAGAUGAAAUUGAAAGCAAAUCGAAGAUGUUUUUCGUCUAAUGAUCAUGAAGAGAUAUAUUAUCAACCUGAAUGCUUAUCAUAUCGAAUUUAUAAAAUGACAAAAUAUGGUAAUUGAACAUAUUUUCUGCGAAAUUAAAUUUGUGAAAAUGCAACUCGAGAGAAAGUAUAAAUUAGACACAAAAGAGGUCAGUGCAAUAGAACUGGCUAUCUCAUCGUGAAAUCUGUGUCUUAUAUGUAUAUUUUGAAGACUUAUUUGAGAAAAUUCGAGUGCCUGUAUAUUUUCCGUCCUUUAUAAUCUCAGAAACUUUUUAUAUUUUUUCUUAGCCAAUAUGUGAUGUAGAUGAACCUGUUAGGUUGUGCAAUAUUGUGGUAUAUAUUUGGUUUAUCUGUUAAUUAUGUGUGUGUUUUUUCAACUGAAUAAAUGAGUUAAAAUAUGUCCCGAA